Molecule: messenger RNA, 318 nt
Organism: Recurvomyces mirabilis
Lineage: Eukaryota; Fungi; Ascomycota; Dothideomycetes; Mycosphaerellales; Teratosphaeriaceae
Exons: 2
Coding region: 1-318 (105 amino acids)
Cellular component (GO): mitochondrion
Source: RefSeq, a predicted model, not a curated record
AUGGCCGUCCCACGCUCCCGAAUACUAGAUCUCAUGAAGGUCCAAUCCCGCAUCUUCUCCACAAUCUACAACCCAACCAACCUCCGCCUCGGCAACAAAAUCCUGCGCCAACGCCUCAAAGGCCCUUCGCUCGCCGCCUACUACCCGCGUCGCGUAGCCACCUUCAAAGACCUUAAGGCCUUAUACCCAGGCUACGAGAUGUACGACGCGUUUGAAGAGGACCGGUUGGAGCAUAUUCAGAUUGCGAAGAGUAGGGGCAAGGGGGCGCCGAAGAAGAAGAAGGUGGCGGAUACUAGUAGUAAGAAGAAGAGGCGGUAG